Eubalaena glacialis (North Atlantic right whale) is the source of this 1690-nucleotide messenger RNA. RefSeq names its product F-box and leucine rich repeat protein 2 (gene FBXL2). Gene Ontology annotation, biological process: SCF-dependent proteasomal ubiquitin-dependent protein catabolic process. The coding region runs from base 74 to 1126 and encodes 350 amino acids. Gene Ontology annotation, molecular function: protein binding. Gene Ontology annotation, cellular component: SCF ubiquitin ligase complex. NCBI's taxonomy places the organism in Eukaryota, Metazoa, Chordata, Mammalia, Artiodactyla, Balaenidae. The transcript is spliced from 14 exons. The record is from RefSeq and is a predicted model, not a curated record.
GCGUCACCAGGACAACGGGCGUUGCCGGCGCCGUGUGACUCUGGGCUGUGGGCGCGCUUGUGGCUCUUCGGCCAUGGUUUUCUCAAAUAAUGAUGAAGGCCUUAUUAACAAAAAGUUACCCAAAGAACUUCUUUUGAGAAUAUUUUCCUUCUUGGAUAUAGUAACUUUGUGCCGAUGUGCACAGAUUUCCAAGGCUUGGAAUAUCUUAGCCCUGGAUGGAAGCAACUGGCAAAGAAUAGACCUUUUUAACUUUCAAACAGAUGUAGAGGGUCGAGUGGUGGAAAACAUCUCAAAGCGAUGCGGUGGAUUCCUGAGGAAGCUCAGCUUGCGAGGUUGCAUUGGCGUUGGAGAUUCCUCCUUGAAGACCUUUGCACAGAACUGCCGCAACAUUGAACAUUUAAACCUCAAUGGGUGCACAAAAAUCACUGACAGCACGUGUUACAGCCUUAGCAGAUUCUGUUCCAAGCUGAAACAUCUGGAUCUGACUUCCUGUGUGUCCAUUACAAACAACUCCUUAAAGGGGAUCAGUGAGGGCUGUCGGCACCUGGAGUACCUGAACCUGUCGUGGUGUGAUCAGAUCACGAAGGAUGGCAUCGAGGCCCUGGUGCGGGGUUGUCGCGGCCUGAGAGCCCUGCUGCUGAGGGGCUGCACGCAGCUCGAAGACGAAGCUCUGAAACACAUUCAGAAUUACUGCCAUGAGCUUGUGAGCCUCAACCUGCAGUCCUGCUCACGCAUUACGGAUGAAGGCGUGGUGCAGAUUUGCAGGGGCUGCCACUGGCUGCAGGCCCUCUGCCUGUCUGGUUGCGGCAACCUCACGGAUGCCUCCCUCACAGCCCUAGCCUUGAACUGCCCAAGACUUCAGAUCUUGGAGGCUGCCCGAUGUUCCCAUUUGACUGAUGCAGGCUUUACACUUUUAGCUCGGAAUUGUCAUGACCUGGAGAAGAUGGAUCUCGAAGAAUGCAUCUUGAUAACCGACAGCACACUCAUCCAGCUCUCCAUUCACUGUCCUAAACUGCAAGCCCUGGGCUCUCUCCCCGACUCGGAGAUACCCUGGACUUGGACUCCCACCCCUUCGGCAAUGUCGUCUCUUGUGUGCACGGGACAAGGUCUUCCACCAGCUCCCUAACUCCUGCUUCCUCAGGAGUGCAGGCCCACCUCAGCGACGGGUCAGGAAAUGUCUUCCAAAUAGUGUUCUCCCCAGCGGGGAUUCUGAUGACUGAAAUCUUCUCCAUCUUCCCCGACAUUCAUACAAGCUACUUCCAGAAAGGGGACUUAGAGUAAAAGAUAAACUAUAAUAAAAACCAGAAGUCCAAGAUAAGAGCCUCAAAUGAAAAAAAAAAAAGAAAAAUACCUGGAGGAUUAUUAGCAGAAAAGCAGGGAAACAGUUGCAGUUGAAAUCUAAACUUAGCUUUGGAGAUGCCUAGUAGCCCACACAGAAAAGGGAAAUGCUGUGGAUUAAAUCUGAUUAUAUUCAUCAAAUUCACUCUACAAACAUCUCUUGAGGACCACUACACGCCGGGCACUGUUCUAGGCACUGGAGAGCGAAAAGAUCAUUCAUCAGAAGAGACAGACUUUAUCGUCACUCAGAAAUUGCACAGCAGUGUGUGUCUGGAUCCUUGUUAACGGACACUCCAGGGACUCUCCCUGGUACGGACAUGGUAGCAGCGCCUCUGUCAGCCCCCAGGUAGAG